AUGUCACGACAAGAGGAGCCUAUUACCCUGACAAGGCUAUGGCAACUCCGCAACACUACUAAGGAAGGCUUGGACAAAGCCGUCGCCAAGAUCGAGGAACUUAUGAAACAAGAACUCGGAUCAUUAGUUGACGAGCGUAGGUUCAGGAGAAGGGAACCCGUCGAGCAAGUCGAACGAGACGAGUUUGGUCGAAGAAAAUGGCCAGAAGAACGUGUCCCGAUAAAUCUCGAACCAAUCCCCGGCUUUAACCUUCGCGCCUCAGUUGUAGGCCAUCAAGGCGCAUAUGUAAAGCAUAUUCAACAGGAAACCCGUUGCCGGGUUCAGAUCAAAGGCCGUGGCUCAGGGUUUAUGGAAAACGGAACUAAUCGAGAAAGCGACGAGGCCAUGUAUCUCCAUGUUACCGGUCCUGAUCCAAAAGAAGUGCAGCAUGCUAAAGAGCUUUGCGAGGAUCUGGUUAAAAGUGUCACCGAUCAAUAUGAACAAUAUAAAGCAAAUCCAACCCCACCUAGGUACGGUAAUUAUGGGACUGGUCACGGAGGUGGUGGUGGUGGUCAUCACAAUCAUCAUAACCACCAAGGCCAGCAACACCAUUAUGGACAACAUCAUAACUACGGAUCCCAUAUGCAACAGUCGCCCCCGCCUCCGCCCCCGCCUGGCCCAAGCAGCGACACACCACCCCCCCCUCCUCCGCCUCCUGGGGAUCCAUCUUCUCCACAAGUUGCAGCCGCAACCCCGGUAACCGCUCCUUCAACAACAGACUACAGUGCACAAGCGCAGCAAUAUAAUCCGUACGCCGCUUAUGGGCAAGCAGACCCAUAUGCUGCUUACGGUGGCUACCAAGCGUAUGCUGCCUAUUAUGCACAAUAUUACGCUGCCGCGCAGCAGCAGCAGCAGCAGCAGCAAGGUCUUGUCCAGGCGCCUGGUUCCGCCGGCGCUCCGGGGACCCAAUCAAACCUACCACCACCACCACCGGGCUCGAACUAUAAUGCGGUUAAACCACCCCCUGGAUUGUAA
Messenger RNA from Orbilia oligospora ATCC 24927, 1014 nucleotides. RefSeq lists its product as uncharacterized. NCBI's taxonomy places the organism in Eukaryota, Fungi, Ascomycota, Orbiliomycetes, Orbiliales, Orbiliaceae. The transcript has 6 exons. The record is from RefSeq and is a predicted model, not a curated record. Gene Ontology annotation, molecular function: RNA binding. The coding region runs from base 1 to 1014 and encodes 337 amino acids. Gene Ontology annotation, cellular component: nucleus.